This is a messenger RNA of Scedosporium apiospermum, 1467 nucleotides long. RefSeq lists its product as uncharacterized. The record is from RefSeq and is a predicted model, not a curated record. The transcript is spliced from 5 exons. NCBI's taxonomy places the organism in Eukaryota, Fungi, Ascomycota, Sordariomycetes, Microascales, Microascaceae. Bases 1 to 1467 code for a protein of 488 amino acids.
AUGGACACCGAACUGAAGAUCGACCCGAGAUUCGCCGACAUUCUCAAGACCUCCGCGCUCGCUUAUGAAGCAGAAGAGCACAGUUCUUACGAGAAAGCGCUCGCCUUGCACAACGAUGCGAUCAAUAGACUGACUGCACUCGCAAAGAAAGGUGGUUUCUUUUCUUUCCUGUCGCGUGGGAAGCGACUUUUGAAGAGGCAGGUCGAGACAAAAAUCGGUCUACAUCGGGAGCGGAUCAAAGCAUUAGGGUUAUAUGGCGGCAAGGAGGGGUCAAAACUGGUGGUGCCGGCAGUGACGAGUUCAAGCGUUGCGCGUGAGCUUGGUGCGACGGAUGGCACGGCGGAAGCUCUUUUACAAGCUGCAUCCGUGGGCGAUAUCACUGAUAGCACACCACUUUCUCUAGUAGAAAUCCUCCACCCUCAGCAUGAUCUCUUACCCCUAGAAGCGGUUAUGGCAACUGUUCCUCCCGGCGCCCCCACCGAGACCUGGGUCGUCCGACGCGCGGGAAACACCGCCGCCGCCCUGGAGAAAGGAUACUUCUUCACGGUCAAGGACGCCACCGAGACCAACACACUCUACAUUCUCGAGGCUCCUAUUAUGUACGGCGCUCAGGUGCCCUUUGCGCGACUUUCCCGCGCCGGCGAAUACCCACGCACCGCCGCCCUAAUUAAGCUCUGGCGGCCGGCGCCCAUGCAACCCCUAGGGACCCGUAUCCUGCACAAAGGUAGGCCGUUAGAGGUCCAGAAUGACCUCCUGCAGGGGCCUGUCAAGGAAAACCCCGACGUGCGAGACCUAAGCCCGUGGGGACCUCGGCGCUUCAGCUACGGUUCGCGCAAUUUGGUGUGGAAGCCCAAGUACCCAGAGAAGGGGCGCGAAGACGGUAAUUUCGAGACUCUGUACGAGUACAACAGGACAUGGGCCCGGCCUGACGGCAACCUGCAGGUCCUCGACGUCUUUGACGUUGGCAAGGCUGGCAGCGAGAAAGAAUGCAAGGUGGACGACAGCAGAGUUGCUGUGGACACAUUCCGCAUUCAAUCCAUUGCGGAGCUCAAUGGCUUUCGCUGCCCGAGAGUUAAACCCAGGGACGAGGAGCAAUGCAGCCAGGAGAGGUUCGACCACGAAAAGAGCACGGGUAUCUGGUUGCAGGCAUCCCCAGAUAAGCCCUUUACUGAGCGACGCAAGCGACUGAAGAAUGGCUACGGGUUCGAGUACGAUUGUGACCUGUGCAGCGCGGAGGCGAACAUCCACAAGGCCACCGUCGAGAAGCGCGCUUCGUAUAACAAGCUCUCACAUCUUCGCAUUGCUCGCAUGUUUGCGGAAGCGUGCGCUUACCAGAAGAUCACGCCGGUCGCCGCGUCCUUCAUCGAGCGCCUCGUCGACAUGUCCAGGACCCCGUCUCGAUCUCCGCCGCCCCGCGUGGUAGCCGAGACCCUCGGCAGAGCUUCGGCCGGCGCCCCCCGAUGGUAG